ACACACAUACACACACUGACAGCGGGUCUCAUUGACUGACUGCAGGCUGGAAACACACGCGUGUGAGUGCCAUGCCGAAUAAAACCAAGAAAGACAAGGAUUCACCAAAAUCUGCAAAAGUGAGUAAAACAGGAGGCCAGGAGAACUCAGAGCAUGAGGGCUCGAAUAAGAAGGGCGCUAACAGCGUCCCACCCGCCACACAGCUGCUAAAGAGCAAAGAGGCCGGAUCUCAGACUCCGCUGAAGAAGGAGAAGAGGCCGAGCUCGUCUCGAUUCAGUCUGAGCAACAACCGAGAGCUGCAGAAACUGCCUGCAUUCAAAGAUGUUCCUCCGGCCGAGCAGGAGAAGUUAUUCCUGCAGAAGCUGCGUCAGUGCUGCGUGCUCUUCGACUUCGUCUCCGACCCGUUGAGCGACCUGAAGUGGAAGGAGGUGAAGCGGGCGGCGCUCAGUGAGAUGGUGGAGUACAUCACUCACAACAGGAGCGUCAUCACCGAGCCCAUCUAUCCUGAGGUGGUGCAUGUGUUUGCAGUCAACAUGUUUAGGGCGUUACCUCCAUCAUCCAACCCAACCGGCGCAGAGUUUGACCCCGAGGAGGAUGAACCCAAUUUAGAAGCGGCCUGGCCUCACCUGCAGCUCGUCUAUGAAUUUUUCCUGCGUUUUUUAGAGUCACCAGACUUUCAACCAAACAUAGCCAAGAAAUACAUCGACCAGAAGUUUGUGAUGCAGCUCCUGGAGCUGUUCGACAGUGAAGACCCUCGAGAGCGUGACUUUCUGAAGACGACUCUCCACCGCAUCUACGGGAAGUUCCUGGGUCUCAGAGCGUACAUCAGGAAACAGAUUAAUAACAUUUUCUAUAGGUUCAUCUAUGAAACAGAGCAUCAUAACGGAAUAGCCGAACUACUGGAAAUAUUAGGAAGCAUCAUUAACGGCUUCGCCUUACCGCUGAAAGAAGAGCACAAAAUCUUCCUUUUAAAAGUUUUGUUACCUCUGCAUAAAGUCAAGUCCCUCAGUGUUUAUCACCCACAGGUACGAUCUGGAGUUUAUAUCGAAAUGAUUCAUAUGCAUGCGUCACAAUGUGUUGAAAAAGUUAUUUUUUAUGUUUUAUUAAGAACUUAA
Molecule: messenger RNA, 1115 nt
Organism: Sinocyclocheilus rhinocerous
Lineage: Eukaryota; Metazoa; Chordata; Actinopteri; Cypriniformes; Cyprinidae
Product: serine/threonine-protein phosphatase 2A 56 kDa regulatory subunit delta isoform-like
Exons: 9
Coding region: 72-1115 (347 amino acids)
Biological process (GO): signal transduction; protein dephosphorylation
Cellular component (GO): nucleus; cytosol; protein phosphatase type 2A complex
Molecular function (GO): protein phosphatase activator activity
Source: RefSeq, a predicted model, not a curated record